CGAGCUAGCAGCUAGCUGCCGACACAACAACAGCUGAGAGGAAGCGACGAGAGGAAAGCAGAGCAGAUGAGGUCCAGGAUUCAUAAUAAAAUGUGUUCGAGCCGGGCCCUUCACACCGGCUGGGUUCUGCUGCUGGUCCAGGUGCUGUGUUUAGAGGCAGUGCCCAUCAGUAUGGAUAAGACAAAAGUCCACGAGCCAGAGAAGAAACUCGAAGAGCCUCCAGCUAGUGUGGACACUGGACUCCACUACGACCGCUACCUCAGGGAAGUCAUCGACUUUCUAGAGAAAGAUCAGCAUUUCAGAGAAAAGCUCCACAAUACAGACAUGGAAGACAUCAAGCAAGGUAAACUGGCCAAAGAGCUGGACUUUGUCAGCCAUCAUGUCAGAACAAAACUGGAUGAGUUGAAGAGGCAGGAGGUAAACCGACUCCGGACUCUGAUUAAGGCCAAGCAGGACAUUGAAGGAGGGAAUGACAUGGUAGUGGACCACCAGGCUCUGCUGAAACAGUUUGAGUACUUGAACCACAUGAACCCACAUACAUUUGAAGUGGAUGACCUGGACCGGCUCAUCAAAUCGGCCACUAAAGACCUGGAAAACUAUGACAAAGAGCGACACGAGGAGUUCAAGAAGUAUGAGAUGACGAAAGAGCACGACAGACAAGAGCACCUGAAAACACUGGACGAGGACGGGAGAAAAAAAGAGGAGGAGCACUAUGACGAGAUGAGGAAGAAGCACGCCGACCAUCCUAAAGUCAACCACCCAGGUAGCCAGAAUCAACUGAAGGAGGUGUGGGAGGAAGCUGAUGGCUUGGACCCCGAAGAUUUUGACCCCAAGACCUUUUUCAGCCUGCACGAUAGCAAUGGAGAUGGCUAUUUUGAUGAACAGGAACUGGAGGCAUUGUUCACUAAAGAGCUGGAAAAAAUCUAUGACCCCACCAAUGAAGAGGAUGAUAUGGUGGAGAUGGAGGAAGAGAGGCUACGUAUGAGAGAGCAUGUGAUGAAUGAGGUGGAUUCUAACAAAGACAGGCUGGUUUCUUUAGAGGAGUUCCUGGUUGCUACAAAGAAAAAAGAAUUCUUGGAGCCAGAUAGCUGGGAGACUCUGGAGCAGAAUCAGGCUUACACAGACGAGGAGAUGAGGGAGUUUGAGGAUCAUCUUGUUCAGCAGGAACAGGACCUCAACCAAAAGGCCGAUGACCUCAAGAAACAGAGAGACGAGCUGGAGAGACAGCAGGAGCAGCUUAAUGCACAGAAAAUAGAGCUGCAACAGGCAGUUGAGCAUAUGGAACGGCUGAAAUCACAGAAAGUAGAACCCCCUCCAGAGGUUCAUGUUGAAGGAAAUGAUAUCCCAGAGAUGCACGACCAGUUGCAUCCUGAACAAGAGGACCAACUGCAAGGGCAUCAAUUUGCACCCCAAGUUCCUCAUUAUACACCUCAGGAGCACCAUGAACAACCACAACAUAAUCAGGUCCUGGCCCAGCAAGGUCUCCCCCAGACACACCAGGAUCUGCCUCCAGGCCACCAAGAAGCUGCACAAGGCCAGCAUAACAUGCCAUAAUAAUGCUGUCAGAACUUGAACCACCACAACCAGACUUAUUGCAGCACUCCAGUCCAGCGUGCAGAGCAGCAGUCUCCUGAGUAUUAGGCCUCUUUAACCAGCAUGACUUACUGUAAGGGUUUGGAGGACAUUUGCGAUGGAGAGCAGCUCAAAAGGAAUCACUGCUGAAUGAUACCAGUGUUUGAUAUUAACUGUAAUCCUUGGAUUACAUAACGGAAUUACAAUAGUGAAAUGAUCAGCCAAGGACGUGCAUCCUAAAAUGUGCAUAUUGACAUUUCAAGGAGUAUUUGAUUACAUUAGAAAUUAAAAAGUGUUUGGUAAUACAAUUAUACAAAAAUAUAAUUCUGGUGAGCUUUCUUUACCUGCCGUUUGCUGUUCAAGGUACAGAACCUCUAAUAAUGAUCUGCUACCUUGCAGGUUUGAGCAAAAUUGGAUUUAUGCAGUGUUGAGGGGGACAAGGUGUAAAAGGUAAUUAAAAUGUUAUCAAUUACAUUUUCUGACUUGACUAUCAACAUACCCCCAAACAUCUUUAAAAAAAGAUUAGUUUACAUGUGUGAUUUGUGGAGAAAUAUGUUUCACUGGACUCUAUCAAACAGAAAUUGAGUGCAAGACACAUUUUUAAAGAUUUUCUACUAUAGCAAUUGUAACCGGUAAACAGUAUCUUGAUACCCUAACAUUGAACAGUAAGGACCUCUUGAUGUACAACCGUGCAGUAAUAUAUAUUCAAAAUCUGCAACGGUCCAGUCAGAUCUAGUAGAAAACACAUUUAAUUGCCACUGUCACCAAAUAUUACACUCUUUUAAGCAGAAAUGGCCUCAUGACAUCAGACUGCUCAGAGUCCUUAUACUUGUCAACACUUACCAAUACUUUUGCUACUUUCUUAAUAUGGAUUCUGGUUGCAGCCGUUUACCUACCUUGAAACAUCGUCUUUUCAUUUGUAUAGUCAGAUUUUCUUAACUGUAGAAAUGUGUGCUCUGCCUAAAAAGACAUUGGGUACAGGACUACAUAAACUGGUGUUAGGUUAUUUAAAUAUAGGUAUGGGACAUCUCUCAAUUCAACAAAUAUCUCUCCUCCUUCAUUACAGCCCAAAGUUCUGCAGAUGCUUACAUGGGAGUUUUAGUUUACUUUCAGUAUGUUGGACCACUGAAAUAAUAUAUUUACUUUGGAACACUGGCAUUUUGAUUUUGUUCAUACACAAAAUGUGUAUGUAACAUUUAUAUAUACGAGUUAUGAUUUUUUAUUUGUUUUAAUAUAAUCGUUUUGCUGGUUAAGGUGUAGACCUUUACUUCGGUGCAUUUAAUCACAAUAUUAUGUUGAAGCAACGGCUGGAUUUAGUUCAGGUAUUUAAAAAGAAAAGAAAAAAGGCUCUGAUUUGGUAAGAGCCGAGUCUGAUAUUACCACUCUUUUAAUCAUCUGAUUAAUAUUUAACAUUGUUUAAAUCAAAGUGUGAUGUCAUGGAAACUUCUGAAAUUUGCAUUCAGUUCACGUCAUUGUAUUUGGCAACAGGUGUGCAUCACUUGGCCCUAAUUUGAAACAUUUGGUAUGGCAUAUUUUCCUCAAAUGACCAGUUUGUAGUGAUUGCUGUGCUAUCCAGGUUGCUUUUUUCAUGUAAUGUUGUGGUUUCUUCCAGCUGGCAGACUGUGGUCAUGGCAAACAAGUGUUUACUUAGUUACUUUUUACUGAUGAAGGCUUCAUUUGCAUCCAGUGAGAUAACGGGUCUGCCAUAUUGUGGUUUUACUUCAUACAAAAUCUAGAUAUGGAAUACAUUUGUUUUCUGUGAGCCAAGUGUUCCUUUGAGACAAUACUGAAUCAUCAUUUGCACAAAAUGUUGUUUGAUCAAACUAUAAAUUUUAGUCAGAAUAAAACGGUUAUUAUUUCA
Cottoperca gobio is the source of this 3433-nucleotide messenger RNA. RefSeq names its product nucleobindin 2a (gene nucb2a). The coding region runs from base 67 to 1554 and encodes 495 amino acids. Lineage: Eukaryota; Metazoa; Chordata; Actinopteri; Perciformes; Bovichtidae. Gene Ontology annotation, molecular function: calcium ion binding. Gene Ontology annotation, cellular component: endoplasmic reticulum-Golgi intermediate compartment; extracellular exosome. The record is from RefSeq and is a predicted model, not a curated record. The transcript has 13 exons.